GGUGUAGCCACGACGUGAGCGCAAUGGAUGGUUCAGGGGUCGAAAAUAUUCAGAACCUAAAUAUAAACGAAAAGUCCAAAGCAAAAGCAAUGAAGGAAAAAAAGAAAAAAGAAGACACAUCCAGUGGAGUUUCCGAGCUGAAUCCAUGGCCAGAAUACAUCCAAAAACGUAUUGAAUUAUGGGACAAGUAUAAGGCUCAAUAUGUAGAGCAACUUGCCAAUAAACCUGAUGUCAGCAUUGUUGUGACACUGCCUGAUGGAAAGACUGUAGAAGCAAAAGCAUGGAAGACUACACCUUAUGAUGUAGCUAAAGGAAUUAGCCAAGGCCUGGCAGACUCAACGAUCAUUGCUCGCGUGAACAACGAGCUGUGGGAUCUGGAUCGACCUUUGGAGGGUGACUGCAAGUUGGAGUUGCUGCGGUGGGAUAACACAGAUGCUCAGGCUGUGUUUUGGCACUCGUCUGCACAUAUGCUCGGAGAGGCAAUGGAGAGGGUGUAUGGAGGAUGCCUGUGCUACGGCCCGCCAAUAGAAGAAGGGUUCUAUUACGAUAUGUAUUAUCCUGAUAAAGGGAUUUCAUCAUCAGAUUUCCACGUCUUAGAAGGUCUAAUAAAGAAGAUAGCAAAGGAGAAGCAGCCGUUUGAGCGGCUGGAACUCACUAAGGAGCAGUUGCUCGAAAUGUUCGAUUACAAUCCUUUCAAAGUGCGAAUCUUGAAGGAGAAAGUUGAUACACCUACCACUACGGUGUACAGAUGCGGCCCAUUGAUAGAUUUGUGUAGAGGACCCCAUGUUCGGCAUACGGGCAAAGUUAAAGCUUGCAAAGUUACUAAGAAUUCGGCAACGUACUGGGAGGGCAAAGCUGACGCGGAAUCUCUUCAAAGAGUUUACGGAGUUUCUUUCCCGGAGCCCAAACAACUCAAAGAGUGGGAGACCAUACAGGAGGAGGCUGCUAAGAGAGAUCAUCGUAAGAUUGGCCGAGAACAAGAGCUGUUCUUCUUCCACGAACUGUCACCAGGGUCAUGCUUCUUCCAACCGCGAGGCGCCCACAUAUACAACACCCUCGUCAACUUCAUACGGGAACAAUACAGGUUCCGUGGCUACCAAGAAGUGGUAUCCCCAAACAUGUACAACGCGAAGCUGUGGCAGACCUCGGGCCACUGGGCGCACUAUGCGGACAAUAUGUUCUCCUUCGACGUGGAGAAGGAGACCUUCGCAUUGAAACCAAUGAAUUGUCCUGGACAUUGCUUAAUGUUUGACCACCGCACCCGAUCGUGGCGUGAACUUCCACUCCGCAUGGCGGACUUCGGCGUGUUGCAUCGCAACGAACUCAGCGGAGCCCUGACCGGUCUUACGCGAGUACGACGAUUCCAACAGGACGAUGGACAUAUAUUCUGUACGCCACAGCAAAUUGAACAGGAGAUGGUGGCAUGCCUGGAAUUCCUGGAGCACGUAUACUCGACUUUUGGAUUCACCUUCCAGCUGAAUCUCUCGACCAGGCCAGAGAAGUAUCUCGGUGACAUUGAAUCCUGGAAUCAGGCUGAAAAGGCGUUGGAAGACUCGUUGAACAAGUUCGGGCGGCCGUGGCAGCUGAGCCCUGGCGACGGCGCUUUCUACGGGCCCAAGAUCGACAUCGCCAUCCAGGACGCGCUGCGCCGCUCGCACCAGUGUGCCACCAUACAGCUGGACUUCCAGCUGCCGGAGAGAUUCAAUCUCACUUACGUCAGUGAAAGCGGCGACAAGAAACGCCCUGUAAUCAUCCACCGCGCGAUCCUCGGGUCCGUGGAACGGAUGAUCGCGAUUCUCAGUGAAUCGUACGCGGGAAAAUGGCCCUUCUGGCUCAGUCCGAGACAAGUAUGCGUCGUGCCUGUUGGUCCAGCGUUCGACGACUACGCUCUACAGGUGAACGCGAAGCUGUCCGAGGCCGGGUUCAUGUCGGAAGCAGAUACGGAUGCCGGCGACACGCUGAACAAGAAAGUGCGCAACGCACAGCUCGCGCAGUUCAACUACAUCCUUGUGGUAGGUGAACGCGAGAAGAGCUCUGGAACUGUGAAUGUCCGUACACGAGACAACAAAAUUCACGGGGAGAUGUCUAUACAAGCUUUGGUGGACCAUCUCAACACUUUGGUUAAGGAGAAGACACUGUCUGAAGACAGUCAGCUGUUGAACUCAGGAUAAGAAAGGAUUUCGCCGAAUAUUCAAGCCCCAAUUCUGCUAAUUUUCUCUCUUGAAAUCAAUGGGACUCCACUGAGAUUAUAAUUGCAGUUAUGACAAUAUUAGACUAUGUAGUGGCUUGCACACCGGUUUUCAUGGUGUCGCCAUCUCUGAGGUCCCGAGUUCGAUCCCCAGCCGGCUCAAUGUAGAAACUAACUUUUCUAUAUUGUCUCGGGUCUAGGUGUAUUUGGUACUG
Messenger RNA from Hyposmocoma kahamanoa, 2403 nucleotides. It is a transcript of the gene ThrRS, whose product is annotated as threonine--tRNA ligase, cytoplasmic. The transcript is spliced from 15 exons. Gene Ontology annotation, molecular function: ATP binding; threonine-tRNA ligase activity. Lineage: Eukaryota; Metazoa; Arthropoda; Insecta; Lepidoptera; Cosmopterigidae. Gene Ontology annotation, biological process: threonyl-tRNA aminoacylation. The coding region runs from base 24 to 2171 and encodes 715 amino acids. Gene Ontology annotation, cellular component: cytoplasm. The record is from RefSeq and is a predicted model, not a curated record.